This is a messenger RNA of Gasterosteus aculeatus aculeatus (three-spined stickleback), 4044 nucleotides long. RefSeq names its product growth hormone secretagogue receptor a (gene ghsra). The record is from RefSeq and is a predicted model, not a curated record. Gene Ontology annotation, cellular component: plasma membrane. Gene Ontology annotation, biological process: hormone-mediated signaling pathway; G protein-coupled receptor signaling pathway. NCBI's taxonomy places the organism in Eukaryota, Metazoa, Chordata, Actinopteri, Perciformes, Gasterosteidae. Gene Ontology annotation, molecular function: growth hormone secretagogue receptor activity.
AGGAUGCGCACACUGGAUACGCACCGUCACUAGAGGAGCACAUAUGGAAAAAAACAGGAUAUAUAUUUUUUUAAUUGUUAACUACUUUAUUCGACUUAAUCCGUUGUGGUUUCACUUGCCAUGAUGUGGAGGGUGAGUCGUUCCACCCUGGUGCUUGUGACUUUUAUAAAAGUCUCUCCGUUCCGCCGCACAAUAUUUGUCUUUACUGUGAUUGUCGUUCAUCCGUUUGCGUUUGGCCAAGUUUGAGCUGCGGUGGCCAUUUCCAGGACAGAUGUUGACCACUGCUGCAGCAUCAUUGCGACCUCGGCUCUGACUCACCAUGACAUGCUGCCCGGGCACUCGUCCCCUGAUCAACUGUUUCGUUUUUUUCUAAAGCGCAAACAGAGACGCGUCGUUGGUGAUGGGAACUCUUUGGGACUCUUUGGCAAAUGAAGGACGCUCCUGUUUUAUUUCUUUCACAGCCCGCUGCUCAUGUUGUCUCUUAGUGACCGAAAGGACACAGGACAUAACUUUUCAUCAAGUUAUUUUUUUUAAUAUAUACAUAUUUGGAUAACAGAUAUUUCAUUUUUCUACUGCAUCUCGUUCGAUUGGAAUAAACCAACCCGCGUUCAUUUCGGACGCUGACUGAGGAAUCUCAGAAGGUCCCUGCACGAGUUAUUUCAGCUUCAUUGCAAACAAGGUUUCCUAAAGGUGAAACGCAGAUUUUACGCACGGCGGCCAACAUUUCCCGCCCCCUUCCUCAGCCGACGAUGGACGAAAAGCGCUGCGCAAAGUGCCGUGAGAGAACUUAGAUCUAGGGUGCGUUUAGCCGCCUGGGCCAAGCACGGCCCCGUGAACGUACCCGCGCGACGACAGCAUGCCCUCUUGGCCCAACCUGUCGGAGUGCCUCCCCCUUAAUUGCAGCUGGGAGGAGACCCACAACGCCACGAGGAUCAAUGACUUUGGCGUGCCUCCUCUGAACUACUACUCAAUUCCUCUCCUCACGGUCAUCACUGUCGCCUGCGCUAUGCUGUUUCCAGUCGGGGUGACCGGGAAUGUCAUGACCAUUUUGGUGGUUAGUAAGUACCGGGACAUGCGCACUACUACCAACCUGUACCUGUGUAGCAUGGCCGUGUCAGACCUGCUCAUCUUCCUCUGCAUGCCACUGGACCUCUACCGGCUGUGGAGGUACAGGCCCUGGCGUCUAGGGGCCGUGCUCUGUAAGCUCUUUCUGUUCGUGUCAGAGUCAUCCACCUACUCCACCAUCCUGAGCAUCACCGCACUGUCAGUGGAGCGCUACCUGGCGAUCUGUUUCCCCCUGCGGGCCAAGGCCCUGGUCACCAAAAGACGCGUGCGUGCUCUCAUUCUCAUACUGUGGACGGUGGCGUUAUUCAGCGCCGGGCCCGUGUUUAUCAUGGUGGGAGUGGAGCGUGACAGCGUGUGGUCAAACUUGGGCUCAGGAAUGAAUUAUACUGAUUUCUCCCUGGAAAACACCCGGGAGUGUAAGAUUACGCACUACGCAGUGGUGUCGGGCCUGGUGGAGGCCAUGGUGUGGUUGAACUCCGUUUUCUUCUUCAUCCCGGUGUUCUGCCUCACAGUGGUUUACAGCCUCAUAGGCCGUCGGCUGUGGCAGAGAAACAGAGAGACGAGCAUCAGCUCCCGCGUGUCUCACCGGGACAAAAGCAACAGGCAGACCAUCAAGAUGCUCGUGGUGGUGGUGGUGGCCUUCGUGCUGUGCUGGUUGCCGUUCCACGUGGGUCGCUACGUGCAAUUUCGAUCUCUGGACAAUCCGUCCCCGCUGCUGUCUGUGUUGUCCGAAUACUGCCAGUUGGUGUCCGUGGUCCUCUUCUACCUUAGUGCCGCCAUCAACCCCAUCCUCUAUAACACCAUGUCCUGGAAAUACCGGGGCGCGGCGGCGCGCCUCUUCGGGAUGGCCGACAAUCAGCCGCCACGAGGCCGCACGGCCAGCAGCAUGAAGGGAGACGGCUCCAACGGCUGGACGGAAUCCACAGUCAGCUUCUAAAUGUAGGACUGUCAAGGGAAGUGGAUGUUAUGUUAAAAGCGAACUGUCAUGAGUUGAUAACACUGAGCUAAGAUCCGUUACUUAUUUCGGCCAGGGCGAGUUAUGUGUGAGCGAGCCUUGGCCACAAAAAAGGAGAGAAGAAAAGCGUGAGCAACAACAACAACAACAACAAAAACAACAAUAAUCCACCACCCACUCUGUCUACAUGCGUCGAUAGAACUUUUUUUCUUGUUGGAUUAUUUCAGCAACUGCCCGCUUUUUCAUUCAACAGCACCGUCUGCAGCAUUUCAAAUGUACGACCUGAGGGCGGCGCAUGCGCGAAUACACCCAUAUAGAUAUAAAAGACAUUUAACUGCCUUAUAAUGUAUUCAUACUCUGGAUGACAAAGAAACCACUGUAGAGCUUGUGGCACUCCUCUGUACUCCUUCAGAGAGGGACAGCAGUGCAGUGUGUGCGUGUGUCUGUUUGUGUGUGCGUGUGUUUCUGAAAGAGAAAAAGAACUAAGUAACAUUUGCACGUGUGUUAGUGAUUACCUGUAAAUGAUUAAAGAGGGUGUGAAGAUUUCCCCUUUAUUCAUUUGAACCUUCUGAAGGCUCUGUGUCUUGUAAAUGAAGUCCAAGCUGUGAUGAUGCUGCCAAGAAGAGCACGAGCGUUGCGGUAGAGUUCCUGUAGCUUUGUGCUGCACAGAAUGGGGGUUACGUUUGGAUUUUGGCUCAUGGGAGCCACAGAGAAAGAUGAUUCUGAGAUAAUUUACAGAAUUCAUGAUUCUGUCUGUUGUUUUACAAUUAUACUUAAUUCUUGGUAAAUGAUCAAAAUCCCUCAAGCCGCAGGUUGUUGCUACUAACAAGGGGAGGGUUUUUAUAAGGUAUCUUUAGAUGAAGUGUCAGUUUGUGCAUUAGAUGAAGAAAAGUUAUUGGUGACACUGUAAAAAAUAAUCAUAGUUUGAGUGGACAUAAAUGCCUCAAUGUUAUGAAUCUUUUGAGCUGUGCACCAUUCAAAUAUUGUUCAUUUCAGCCAUCUCAGGUGUGCUGUUGUCUGCUAGCUUUGUGCAUCACAAGGCCUUUUCUGUUCAUUGCAGUCAGGAUCCAAUCAUAAAACACGCGUAGCACGUUUGGCUGAUUUGGCAAGCUUUCCUAUGCUUCUUGAAGCCAUGUUCAACUCCGGUAUGUGAUGGAAACUGUUGGGGAGGUGAAGCUAUUUCUUAAUUUCUCACCAAUCAAACCUUCAUAAAAGUACAACAGUCAACCUGAAGUAUUAGCUGUCCUGUGGAUUCUUCUGUUGCAUGAACAUGUUCGGUGUGAUUAAAUCAAAAAGGCUCGAUGUAAUUUGUGUCUCACUUGUCUUGUUUAUUGAUUUGCCAAAAGCUAGACUUUGAAUUGUUUCAAAUAAAAGAUUGCAUUGAUGCCCAGUAGAAAUAUUUUUCAUGGGUAACUUUAUUGUGCAUGAUGAUGUUUAAACCAAAAUAGAACCACUCAAAUAUGCCAAAGUUGCCAACCUAUACAAUGCUAUUCUACAAGAAUAUUUUUUUUAAAUAUUGUUUUCUUGUAAUGUGUUUAUGAUGGGAAAAUAUAUAUAUAUAUAAAAUAUAAUAAUAUAUAAUAUAUAUAUAUAUAUAUAUAUAUAAAAUAUAAUUUUGUAAAGUCUAACAAUCACCUUUACGGAGGACGAGGAUGAGUGAACUAUCUACAAGGGAUUUUUUGUGUGCUUGCUAUAACUUGUAAAUAGACGCCUUGUAUUAUUAUAGAGUCAAUGUUUUACACUCAGAUGGUUUUAGCAGUUCAAAUCACCGCAGCAGCCUCCACUAAUCUGCACUGGAUUUCACAAUAUGGCCUCCGGGCGCUAAAGAAUGUAUCUCUGUUUAAAAGAAAUGUUUCUGACUGUACAUACUGAUAUUAUGACAUACUAUUUAUCAAUCUAAAGUUGAAUUAAAACAGUAAAAGUUCAUUCAUAUUUUCUUUUCUUUUUUGAAGAUGUCUGUAACAUCUACUGGGUAAUGUACAUGUCAAUGAUGAAGUGUUGUAAAAGUAAACAGAAAAACUCAC